This is a messenger RNA of Cladophialophora psammophila CBS 110553, 3510 nucleotides long. RefSeq lists its product as uncharacterized. Gene Ontology annotation, molecular function: DNA-binding transcription factor activity, RNA polymerase II-specific; zinc ion binding; DNA binding. Lineage: Eukaryota; Fungi; Ascomycota; Eurotiomycetes; Chaetothyriales; Herpotrichiellaceae. The coding region runs from base 1 to 3510 and encodes 1169 amino acids. Gene Ontology annotation, biological process: DNA-templated transcription; regulation of DNA-templated transcription. The record is from RefSeq and is a predicted model, not a curated record. Gene Ontology annotation, cellular component: nucleus. The transcript has a single exon.
AUGUCGGAUGCACGUAACCCCCGCGGCGACAAUCUCGCUCAACCUCAGUCCAACACAUCCGUCUUCGACACAUCAUCUCCUGGUUCCAUUGAUUUCAACUUUCCCUUUGGUGGGAGUCCUCAUGGCAGCAGCAAUAGUGGUAUUGAUGCUCCGCCAGACAUUCGCUUGAGCCACAGCCAGGGUUUCCCGGGUCGAGGCUCCAUGGUCAGUUAUGUGUCAGGCAAAAUUCCCAGCCCUCAACAUCGCGCCAGUCUGGCCAGCAUCGAUUCAGCCUUUGACCAUGAUCUUUUUGGUGCCGUCGCAAUGAGUCAAUGGGCGCCCAACUCCGGCAAUCAGCCACCCAGUAAUGCAGACUCGUCACCUAGAAAACCAUCCAGCACCACUGAGCAGGAAAACAAAAAGCCGGCUGACGAGGGAAAGCCGCCAGCAUGGAGCGAGCUAAAGACGAAAGCAGGCAAAGAGAGGAAACGCUUGCCGCUCGCCUGUAUUGCUUGUCGCCGAAAGAAGAUCAGAUGUUCGGGCGAGAAGCCGGCUUGCAAACAUUGUCUGCGUGCUCGGAUACCCUGCGUCUACAAAGUCACGACCAGAAAAGCGGCGCCUCGGACGGACUACAUGGCCAUGUUGGACAAGCGACUGAAAAGGAUGGAAGACCGUGUGAUUCGAGUCAUCCCAAAGGACGAACUCCCAGAUUUGGGCGCCACUGGCCGUGGUUCAGUCCGUCCCCCUCUCCCAGGACAGGCUCCGAAAAAGGACAAAGACCAGCCCAAAAAGCGCUCCGCCGACGAGGCUUUUACACAAGAACUCAACGACUGGCGAAAUUCUCGAGAGAAAUCUACUUUGCUCGACCCUACGGCUGGACUGCGCAAACAGCGCGAAGGUGAGAACAAGCUCUUUAUCGAAGGCUCCGAGUCUCUCCCGCCGCAACACAUCCAAGAACAUCUCGCCGAAGUUUUCUUUGACUGCGUCUAUGGUCAAUCCUACCUUCUUCUGCAUAAGCCCAGUUUCAUGCGUAAAUUGAAGGCUGGAACAAUCCCACCAGUCCUUAUCUUGGCCGUGUGUGCCAUUUCUGCACGCUUCUCGACCCAUCCGCAAGUUAGCACGGAACCGGCGUUUCUCCGUGGAGAACAGUGGGCGACUCCCGCUAGACGGAUCGUGGAGAAGCGUCACUAUGAGCCCAACAUCACCAUUCUCACAGCAAUGCUUAUGUUGGGCCUCCACUACUUUGGAACCUGUGAGGGCGGAUUGUCGUGGUCGUUUGGCGGGCAGGCCAUGCGAAUGGGGUAUGCUUUGCAAUUGCACCGCGAACUCGACCACGACCCCCUCGGUCGAAACCAAAUCGCGAAUUCAAACGAGAACAAGAAAGGUCCCAAGCCACCCGAACUCUCCUUUACAGAUCGAGAAAUCCGCCGUCGAACAAUGUGGGCUUGUUACCUGAUGGACACAUUCAACUCGUCUGGUACUGAACGUCCCUCCUUCCUCAACGAAGACUACUACCAAAUCCAGCUGCCAAUCAAAGAAUCGCAUUUCCAAAUGGAGGUGCCCGGUCCCACGGAAGAUUUGUACGGCAACGUCCCCAUGUCCAACAGUAAAUCAUCGCUCGAUAACACUGCGGGAGACGCCGCCGCAGAGGCAAAAUCAAACAUGGGGGUCGCAGCGUACAUCGUCCGUGCCGUGGUCCUCUGGAAACGCAUCGUCAAGUAUCUCAAUCUAGGGGGUAAGGAGAAAGAUCCGCAUCCUAUAUGGGACCCCUUAUCACAAUUCGCCACUUUACAACGGCAAAUCUCGCAGUUGAAAUCGUCCCUUCCGGACGACAUAACCUACACCUCAGAAAACUUCGCUACACACAUCUCCGAACGUCUCGCGAACCAAUAUCUCUUUCUUCAUAUCGUCCUCGCGCAAACCUCCCUCUUUCUCCACCGCUUCGCUAUCCCUACACAACCCAGCCACAGACCCCAUCAUCACUAUUACACCCAACAAGGCAUGCCCAAAGCUUUCCUCACAACUUCGGCCAACAUUGUCCUCGAAUCCGCUUCGCUCAUCAGCAAACUCAUCGCCGACUCGACAGGCCACACUUUGACCGUUCCCUUUGCAGGGUACUGUGCAUAUGCUGCCGCAACAGUGCAUGUUUGGGGGAUAUUCUCCAAGAACUCCGCGCUCGAGCAACAGAGCAAGGAGAAUUUAAGGCAUAACUACAAAUACCUCACCAGGAUGAAACGGUAUUGGGGCAUGUUUCAUUACAUGGCCGAGUCGGUGAAGGAUAUUUAUCGCGCUUUCGCCGACGCCACACUUCGUCACGCCCAGGCUCGACCAGGAUCGAAUGGAAUUCCUGGUUCUGGUGUGACCCUCUUGCGCAGACAUUCCUCCGCCACAGGAGGGAGCGGGACGCACACGCCGAUGGAGUUGGAUGCGACCGCGGCACUCACAGCCAACACGAACCCGCCUUCCCGCUCUGACACCCCUGCUGACCCUAACAAACCGAAAUCGGAACAAGACAAAUCUAAAACGAUGUUUCAAUACGGCGACUGGUUCGAUAAGUACCCUCACGGUGUCUCUGAAAGUGAAUGGGAAAAGUCGCAUCUGGAGUACCGUAGCGAACACGCCCAGGGCGGCGCGGAGGCAGUCAUGUCUCAGAGAAGUGAUUUACAGUCGGUCGAAGAGUUUUUCGCGAGUCUGAGUCCGCCCUCUAAAGCUGAUGACGGUAGUGGCUUGGCUGGACGAGGCAAGAAGAUUCCAAGGAGAAGGGGAAAAAGUGUGGCAGAGAACAAGAAGAUGGAUAAAGAAGAGAAGGGGGAAAAGGGGAAGGGCAACACAUCAUCAAGUUCUGCCGCGGCUGCUGCCGCUGGAGCUGGAGCUGGAGCUGGAGCUGGAAGCGGUGCUGGGAAGGAUUCGCAAAGACGGCAAUCGACGUCCCAACAACUGCCUGGACAGCGUCUCCCAACCACAAGUGCCGAUCUCAGCCUGAGCCUUAAUCUCAAUCAACCUUUCGAUCUUUCGAGCUUCGACAUAACAUCUCCAUCGCUGUACCAGAACGCCCAAUUCCCGGACCCUUACACCUACGGUGGCUCACCGACAUCGCCACACUACAACAACCUCCAUUUCAUAUCCACCUUGCCGGCCAUCGAUAGACAGAUGGUCUUUGGCGCCGCAUACGCCGGCAUGGACCCUGCCGGCACGGGCAAUAAUAGCGGCAACCAAAACACGUCCUCGGGACUCAACAAUCUCAACUCGCCUUCGGUGGGAAACUAUGGGAGUACCAAUCCUUGGGAUCAACUCGAUCUCACGACGUAUGGAUUUAACGAUCCUUUCGCAGGAGGAGGGACAGGGGGGAUGGACACGAGUUCCUCGGCAUGGUUGUUGCCGUUUAAUAUUGAACCACCGAAUUUCGGAGCCAGCGGGAUGGAGGAAUUUGGAAAUACCGCGUUGGAUGGGAUGGAUUUGAGUGAUCUUGGUCAAGGAGGAAGUGAUGUUGGCGGACAAUUUGGUGCAGAGCAAAAUUCGGGCAACACAUGA